UCAUCCGACAACAACAAAUUCGGCUCUUUCCUUUCUUUAUCGAAACUGAUUCCCAUUGCUUAAUCCAUUUCCCCCUCCCCAACUCUGUAUUUAUUAAAUUCAAUUCAAUUCAAUUCAAUUAUACUCUGCAUUGCAGAAAUGGAGGCAUCAAGAAGCUGCAGCACGAUCUUAGCUCUAAUUCUCGUAGCUUCUAUGGUCAUCAAUGGCGACCCGUUAGUCCCGGCGCUCUGCAUAUUCGGAGACUCGGUGGUCGACGCCGGAAACAACAAUAAUCUUCAGACUCUUAUAAAAGCAAACUUCCCUCCUUACGGGAGGGACUUCGUCACCCACAAACCGACGGGGAGAUUCUGCAACGGCAAGCUCGCCGCGGACUUCACCGCCGAGUACUUGGGAUUCAGUUCAUACCCGCCGCCGUACCUCAGCCAAGACGCCAUGGGGACGCGCAUCCUCGCCGGCGUCAACUUCGCGUCCGCUGCUUCCGGUUACUACGACAGGACGGCGGAGUUCUACCGGGCGAUGACGCUGACGCAGCAGCUCUCGUACUACAAGGAAUGGCAGAGGAGAGUGGCGAAGUCCGUCGGCGCGGCGAAAGCUAACGACAUAUUUUCAGGAGGGAUUCAUUUAAUAAGUGCAGGGAGCAGUGAUUUCAUCCAGAAUUAUUACAUCAAUCCGUUGCUCAACAACGUUUACACCCCCGAACAGUUCUCCAACCUUCUCUUGAAAUCCUACUCCAAUUUCAUCCAGAAUCUAUACAAUUUGGGGGCGAGAAGAAUCGGGGUAACAAACCUGCCGCCGACGGGAUGCUUGCCGACAGCGAUAACGAUGUUCGGUUCAGGCAGCAACAAGUGCGUGUCGAGGUUGAACCAGGAUGCGUCCAUGUUCAACACGAAGCUGAACACGACAUCUGAAGAUCUGAAGGCUAAUCUGCCGGGGUUGAAGCUCGUCGUGUUCGAUAUCUAUCAGCCUCUUCUGGAUAUGAUCACAAAGCCUGUAGACAGUGGGUUCUUUGAAUCGAGGAGGGCUUGCUGUGGGACAGGUACGAUGGAAACCUCGUACCUCUGCAAUGCUAGAUCAGUGGGGACGUGCUCGAAUGCAACAGAGUAUGUGUUCUGGGAUGGGUUUCACCCCUCUCAAUCUGCUAAUGAGAAACUGGCUCAAAGUCUACUUGAGCAGGGAUUUGAUCUCAUUUCUUGAAACAGACACGAGAUACGGUUGUUAAUUGGAGUGAUUAAGAUUGUUUUGAUAGAUUAAGGUUUGCAUAAUCAAGAAAAUAAGCCAGAUGAGUGCAAAAGUAAUAGAACAUACAGAAGUUUUACAAAAAUAUAUAGCAAAUAUUUGUAGACAUUAAUGUAAAAUCUAACGAGUCAGCAGCACAAAAUCUGUAUUCUUGCCUGGUAAGAUGUCCAGUAAGUCAAUAUUGAUAUUUAUUGGAUAUGCAUUCAAUGUUGAGUGGAUAUUGUCAAAUAUAACUUUCAUUUAUUA
This is a messenger RNA of Andrographis paniculata, 1482 nucleotides long. RefSeq names its product GDSL esterase/lipase At5g03820. Gene Ontology annotation, molecular function: hydrolase activity, acting on ester bonds. The record is from RefSeq and is a predicted model, not a curated record. The transcript has 5 exons. Lineage: Eukaryota; Viridiplantae; Streptophyta; Magnoliopsida; Lamiales; Acanthaceae. The coding region runs from base 139 to 1194 and encodes 351 amino acids.